UGGAAGUACACCAUGAGACUGGGACACGGAUGCGAGGUUUUACUGCAAGUUACAACGUUCCGCAACCUGGUGCUCGAGGCAGCGACACGAGUAAUGCGCCGCGAGUAUCGUCCGCAGCUGGAGUGGGGGUGUUGCAGAGAGGCGCAUCAGAAGCUGGUCCAACCGCACGAACAUCCGCUGUGAAAAUCAAGCGAAGAAGAAAUCCCUGCGUUUCGACCGCUUUUUCAUGCCGACGACUGGAUCCCUGCGCUACUCCUGUCGGAGCUUCUGCGAAGUACGUACCAGCAUGCAUCCCGAUCCGAAGGCUGCGAUAGCACCAGCCGGAUUGGGGGCUGGGCCUGCCGGCGCAUCGUCUCAUCUAUCGUAUACAUCGAAGCUUAAGCCAAUAGCCAGCACGCCAGGUCAAACGGGCUCGCAACGCACCGCGCCUACUUCCUCCAAAACGGAGUGAUAGAAGGCCACGCAGGUCCUUCGUUCUAUAGGCUCGCAGCCAAGAAGGACAUGACGAGUAGGCGAUCGCGAUCUACAAGACAAAUGCAUUCAUCGCUGCCAGUAUCAACGUCCACCUUCCCUAGGCGUCCUCCAUCGUAGACUCGGGCGGCAUGACAUACAAGCGGGGCCACAAGUUCAUGCGGGGCUGUGAUGCCUACUACGAGACUGUCUUCUCUGCGAUGAGUACCAUGCCCGAGCCAGCAGGCGCGACAGCGGUGGCGACAUCAGCUUUCACUCCUCGGCUCAAAGCCCAUACCUCCCCUACCGCUCGAAGCUAGCAUCCGAACAUCUUCGCCC
Messenger RNA from Phanerochaete carnosa HHB-10118-sp, 789 nucleotides. RefSeq lists its product as uncharacterized. The transcript has 3 exons. The record is from RefSeq and is a predicted model, not a curated record. NCBI's taxonomy places the organism in Eukaryota, Fungi, Basidiomycota, Agaricomycetes, Polyporales, Phanerochaetaceae. The coding region runs from base 603 to 770 and encodes 55 amino acids.